Fusarium sp. VM40 is the source of this 438-nucleotide messenger RNA. NCBI's taxonomy places the organism in Eukaryota, Fungi, Ascomycota, Sordariomycetes, Hypocreales, Nectriaceae. The record is from the annotation of a GenBank genome assembly.
AUGGAGGAUUGCAGUAGCAAAAGCACCACCCGGGCUUCUCAGCUAAGCUCUGCCCCAACUAAUAACAGUUAUCACGAGAAAAAGCCAGAAACUAGCUGGCGCACGAGUAUACUCAGUAAGGGAAUUCCCAAGACAUCAAUUCAUAUCGCUGACUUGCAUAGUCGUGCUCUCAUCACACUUCGUCGUCAUGAACACCUCAGGCUUCACAAAUUCCUUUGGCGCACUUUAAAGCCACUUCAAAGCCACUUCAUCGACACAUACAUCGAGCCAUCCUCAACCGUCUCAUGGGUUGGAUCCAUGCAGAUUUUCCUGUACUUCUUUAUCGGCGUAUUCUCCGGCCGACUCACAGACGCUGGGUACUUUAGAGUCACCUUCCUAGCAGGCUCGCUCGCAAGCGUCGUUAGCAUUUUCGCUGCGUCUUUCGGUUCAGAGCUCUGA